AUGGCGGAACAACACCACAUAGAAUCUCAUUUCCGCUGUCCGAUAUGUAAAAACGUUUUCGAACGCCCCAAAGCUAUACCAUGUCUCCACACGUUUUGUCACGAUUGCCUCGAAAACCACGUUGCCAGGAACGGCAACGGCGGGCGUUUUCCAUGUCCAGUUUGUCGACAGACCAUCUAUGUCCCAUCUGGGGGCGUGUGGAGUUUCCCAGACAAUGAUAUAAUUCUUCAUCUUCGAGAAGCUGCGUCAGUGCCGUACAAUAGUGGAGAGAUGGCAACACUUCCCGUCGAUCAACCCCCGACAUACCAGACUCUGUACGGAGACAAGGCGUUUGACUGGGAGACCAGUGACGUGUUUGUUGUCAACAACAUUCAGUCAGUGGCAGUGUUUAUAAACAAAUUUGCUGGCCACGGCACCGGCCCGGAGGAUUUUACGCACGUUUCAGGACUGGCCGUGAAUCCUUUGAACGACAACAUCAUCGUCACGGAUUGCAGCUUAAACAAGGUUGCAAUAUUCAACGUCAGAGGCGAUUUCCUCUCCAGUUUCUAUACUGACUGCUCAAUUCGAGAUGUGUGUGUUACAAGUUUUAACACUCUGCUUUUAUCUGUCAGCCGUUCUGGACCAGCUUUACUUAGGGAGUAUGCUAUGGAUGGACAAUUGAUAUCAGCAUUUGGAAGUUUCUACAAGUACGAUAAUCCAUGUGGAAUUUCACUGGACAUCACUCAGAGGGUUGUAGUGACCAGUCUUGAAAAGAACACUGUGCAUGUUCUUACAGAUCAAAAAGAAGCCCUGUACCAACUUCGGCUCCAAAGGUUCCGGCCACAACCAUUUUAUUCAACCUUCAUAUGUCACAGUUAA
Messenger RNA from Haliotis rubra (blacklip abalone), 858 nucleotides. RefSeq lists its product as uncharacterized. The transcript has a single exon. Bases 1 to 858 code for a protein of 285 amino acids. Gene Ontology annotation, biological process: positive regulation of DNA-templated transcription. Lineage: Eukaryota; Metazoa; Mollusca; Gastropoda; Lepetellida; Haliotidae. Gene Ontology annotation, cellular component: chromatin; nucleoplasm. The record is from RefSeq and is a predicted model, not a curated record. Gene Ontology annotation, molecular function: protein binding; ubiquitin-protein transferase activity.